UAUGUUGUUGCUCUUUAAAAAAAUUGAACAGAGGUUAUGUUAUAAUUUCGAGAUAUCAUAAAACCCAAAGCAGAUGCACGUUUACAAACAAAUUAAAACUUUAGAAGAAUUUUUAUUAUAUAUUACAUAAUUUGAAAUUAAUAUAAUGAUAGAGCGAUAAUAGAAAUAAAAAUGAAAAUAAAAUGAGUGAAUGAUCACAUUUAAAAUAGAUAUUUGUGAUCCUCAAAAUGUUGCAUGAGAUUUUAUUGUCACUUUGGGGAUGCUCAACCAGUAUACCGCAGAUGAUAGAGACAGAUUCUAUAGAUCUUGAUAAAUACUUACAUCCCGGAGAACGAGCAUUACUCAAUAAAAUAUUAGAUAUUGUGAAAGAAUGCAAUGUCAUACGAAAUUUUAUACAUACAGUGAACAGUGAAGAUACAAAAGAUCUUGCAGAAUAUGUCACUCCUGGCUUAUACAUACGUGCUCUGUGUGAUGGAAUGGAUCAGGCGCUUGAGUCAUUUCGCGAAGAAAUAGUUGAGCUGGAGCGUACAGUCUUAAAUGACAGUCAUACCCCUUUAUCGUUAAUUCUCUGCAAUGUUGAAAAAUAUACAUGUUUAUUUUCUCUUUUGCAUUCUAUUAUUCGUGAGAUUCGAACGCAGAAACUCCAUGGUUGUAAAUUAUUGCAAUGUUUACAUCAGCGUAUGCAUACUGGCAUACCGGAAAUCAGCUCCACUUUGGAAUUAAUGACCCACUCCGUUCAUAUCGUUUUCUAUAAGCAUCUAACAAGCUGGCUCUUGUACGGGCAUCUGGAAGAUGUUCACAGAGAGUUCUUCAUUCAGAAAGCAUUGGAUUGUGAGAAAACUCUGAUGCACGAGAAUGCGAAGAAUGAUAUCGAUACACGCGAUCAAUUGGCAAAUAGUAAAAAUAUCGGUGUCAAUAUGUGGGAUUAUGAUGUUCAGAUGGACAUGCUUCCAUCUUAUAUAAGGCCGUCAUUGGCGAACAAAAUCUUGACUAUUGGUCAGACUGUUAUUAUGUUUGGAAAUGAUCCUAGGCAAAAGAAAGAUUUCAGCAUGAUGUCUAAAACGGAAAAUUCCGUAUGGGGCGACAAGGAAUACGAAUAUUUUAGAAAACUUCAGAAUCUCCAGGCGAAAUCCGUUUUCAACAUUGUCGAGUUUGAUCGCACAAUCAACGAAUUAAAACAGUGCGUAACAGAACUUCUGUGGAAUGUUGCAGUCGAAGAAGCGCAACUAAUGCAACAAUUGAAACUUGUGAAGGAAUUCUUCCUCAUGGGUCGCGGUGACUUGUUCUUGGAAUUCAUCAAGCUUACAGCGCAUAUCCUAAAUAAGGCGCCAACAAGUCACACAUCUAGAGACAUUAAUCUCGCAUUUCAAAUAGCGCUAAGAAAAAUGCAUUUGAACGAUGAAAGCGCUAUAGAUAGUUUUAAUUUCGCAGUGCCCGUGCCACCUUCCGAAAACGAGGACGUGGACACGGAUGCCACUGACCUUCCUGAUAACGAGAGACAAGAUCCCAAUGAAAAACGUGGAUGGGGUCUUAUCACGCUAAAAUACAAAGUUGUUUGGCCGUUGCAUCUGUUAUUUAGUCCGGUCGUGUUGAAUGAUUAUAAUAUUUUGUUUCGCUUUCUGUUAAGAGUUAAAAAGACUCAGAUAGAUUUGUGGAAUCUAUGGAGUGAACACAUGCAUCAUAAAAACAUUGACAUUGGUGUGAUUCAGUUGAGAAAUAAUUUGGUCUUCAUUGUCGAUAACUUACAGUAUUAUCUGCAAGUGGAUGUGUUGGAAAGCCAAUAUACUGUAAUGGAAACGAGUAUGAAAAGCACACGAAAUUUCGAAGACAUACAGAAGGCGCAUUCUGUAUUCCUAGCUAAUGUCAUGUCACAAACUUUUUUACUGGGCAAUGGAACAGGAAAGAAAAAUUCUGUAAAUAUGUUGAUACAUCUUUUGUUGCGAUUAUGCGACGAUUUCAUCUUACAAGCGUCCAUGUGGGAAGUCGGUAAUUUGCUUCUAACAGAGAAAGAAGAACUUAAAACAUUAUGUGAAACACUCGACAGUGUGAUGGACUGGUUGACAAAAACUUUAAACAGAGUACGUGCGCAACCUUGUGGGGAACAUUUAGCUAGAUUGCUAUUGAGACUCGAUUUCAAUAGAUGGUUCAGUAAAAAAGUCUGAAAGAGGUAAAUCACAAAUCUAUCAAAUUAUAAAUCAAAUUACGUAUCAAAUUACAAAUAAAUGCUGGUAUAAUCCUGUAAAAAGGAUGUCCUGUAGAAGGACAAAAAGUUAUAUGGUUUUCUUGAUUUUUUUUUUAAAGUCAAUGUUUAGAGAAAAAUAACAAAAGAUCAAAUAAUGCUAUUAAUAUUUUUCAUUAAUUAAAAAUAAAAUGAUACAAACUUGAGACUCGAGAGUUAAUUUAUAUAUAAAAAAAGAUUCUAUUCUAUGUACAUGAUCUUCCAUAAAGAAUGCCUUCUAUAUUUUCUUAUAUUAUGUAAUUUGUAAUUUACAAUCAAUAGAAUAAUUUUUUUUGUGAUUAAUAUAGUUUUAAUACAUUCAUG
Messenger RNA from Cataglyphis hispanica, 2542 nucleotides. RefSeq names its product gamma-tubulin complex component 4 (gene Grip75). The coding region runs from base 228 to 2162 and encodes 644 amino acids. NCBI's taxonomy places the organism in Eukaryota, Metazoa, Arthropoda, Insecta, Hymenoptera, Formicidae. The record is from RefSeq and is a predicted model, not a curated record. The transcript is spliced from 10 exons. Gene Ontology annotation, biological process: cytoplasmic microtubule organization; meiotic cell cycle; mitotic cell cycle. Gene Ontology annotation, molecular function: gamma-tubulin binding; microtubule minus-end binding. Gene Ontology annotation, cellular component: equatorial microtubule organizing center; gamma-tubulin complex; spindle pole.